Messenger RNA from Struthio camelus australis, 2994 nucleotides. Lineage: Eukaryota; Metazoa; Chordata; Aves; Struthioniformes; Struthionidae. The record is from RefSeq and is a predicted model, not a curated record.
GUGAAUCUGCACAAAACAGUGCUGUCAGAGCUGCCUUUUCCCCUUUGUAAGUGUGAUACGCUUGCUGUAUACAGAGAGAAAUGACUGAGAAAGUCUGCAGGACCAGUACGUCACAUUUUAUUUGCGUUCUUUUAAAAUUCUUCAUAAAAGGGUACAGUUUUUAGGCUGAGUAUAACAUUCAGUAUUUUCUAAAUACUUAACAAAAGAUACCUGUCAAUAAGCAACGAAAAAUCUAAUGGGAUAUAGAGUCUCACACUAUACUAAUUGUAUUUUCCAGGUAUUCACUGUUGAAGAAAUGAUGCCUCAUGUCCAACACAUGAAAGGAGGUCACAGUAAAAACCUUUUUCUUAAAGACAAAAAGAAGAAAGGGUUCUGGCUGGUGACUGUUCUACACAACAGGCAGAUUGAUUUAAAUGAUCUUGCUAAAAAAUUGGGGGUUGGGAGUGGAAAUCUAAGAUUUGCUGACGAAAAUGCCAUGUUGGAAAAACUAAAAGUGGGUCAAGGAUGUGCCACGCCGCUAGCCCUCUUCUAUGACCAAGGAGACGUGAAGUUUGUACUGGAUGCUGGCUUUCUGGAAGGUGGCCAUGAAAAGGUGUAUUUUCAUCCAAUGACAAAUUCUGCGACCAUGGGAUUAAGCCCUGAAGACUUUCUGAAGUUUGUGAAAUCAACAGGACAUGAUCCAAUAAUCAUACAUUUUGAUGAAAAUAUAAAGUAGAUAAAUUUCCCAUUAUUAUUAUUAUUAGGCAUAGAUUUUAUAGAGCAAAACUAGCGAAGUUUCAUUACAAAUACAAUUUGAAAAAAUAAGCAUGUUUGUAUUCUAUAAUCUGGUGAAAAAAAUAGUGUCUUCAGGUUAUUAAAAGUUUAACAGAAUAUUCUUUAUGAGAAAAGAUAUGUUUGCAUUCUACCACUAAGUAACCAGUGCGCAGACAAAGGUUUUAUUUAAAUAACGUUAUAGUGUUUAAUAAUAAAACCAAUAAAACUGGACCUUUCAGUAUGUGAUACUGGGCUCGAAAUACUGAAACGUAAGAUAACAUCAUUAAGAAAUACUGAAUUAACUUAAAAUUCUAAAAUACUCAGCAAUAACACCUAGAACAAAAAUGUCUAGACUGUGUACCUGUACCCAUCUAUCCCCUACUACCUUGCUUUCCUUUUAUUAAUUUCUCUGGGGGCUGGGGGGGGGAAGGGGGGGAGCUUAGUUACGCUACCAAACACAUACUUGAUUGUCUACACUUGUAGCUGCAUUUUCAUUUUCACAGUCAGUAUCCUGCCCUUGGGAAAACUUUACGAAUAUUCUUCCAGUAAUUUCAGGUGACACAGCCACAAAUUGUCCCAUUAAGACAGUGUGCCUCAUCCAUUUUUAGAGCCUCUCCAAAAACAGCAAAACGUGAGGAAGGAAUCUAAAAGCAGAUUAUACAGAGGUGUGAAUCACUGGUACCAGUCUCUCUUCUGGCAGAACUCUUAAGGAGUAAUAGUAUUGCAGGCUCCUGGCUGGGUAUAGGAUUUGCUGGUGACUUGCUGGUGAUUUGCUGGUGACAACUGGGAAGAAAGUUAAUACAAGCAGGGACUGUAUUAACUUCUGUAUACAAUUUCUACUGAUUCACGCACCAGUGGAGGACAUGCAUGUUCUCUGCUGCACUGUAGCCUUAGCCAGCAUACAGGAAGCACCUACAGAAAUGGGAAGAAAGGUACAACAGCAGAUGUACCUGAGACAUUCCCUUCUGCACAGGAGAGGGGGACUGCACACAGAAACAUCCAUGUGUUUUAAGAGGCUGUGGGGAGGCUGAUUUGGCAUUAAAUAGAUGAUAUCUAUUUAGUACAGAAAGGCAUCUACUAUCGCAAGAACAAGACCAACACAUUCUCAGCAUUAAAUUCCUAAUCUAUUAAAUUCCUUCUCCUCCCAAUAAAUUCCUUCUCCUCUCCUUCCUGAACGAAUAAAACUCCUUUCAAAUAGAUUUUCUUUGUAUCAAAGACAGAGAAGCAGCAGAAACUCCACAAAGUCCAGUAAAUAUACUGUGCCAAUGAGUACCCAUAUAAAACCCAAGGAUAAGGGAGCUGUGAAAGUGAGGGACAAAAUUUGAAGAUGACAGGAAAAAAGGCUGCCGAAAAGAGCCUAAUGAAAAUGUCUACUCAUGUAAGAAAUAUGCCUAAAAGGCAAACAGUAGUAUGAACACAGGUUGAGACAGAAAACAAAUGUAAUACAGAAAAUGGAAUAAAAGAAGACAUAAAAAGACUUGCAAUCUUGGAUUACUAUUUGCUACUACAUCAUACUGAAGGACCUAGUAGUAAAAGUGAUAAAAUGAAACAUUUCAAAUAAAGACAAGGCAAAAUCAAACCAAUUGGACUGUUUCAUUAUAUAUUGCCAAGGCUGUUCUAUGAGCUAAGAACAUCAACAGUUAUGUUCUUUUCUACUAAGAAAAUGAGAUCUUAAAUUCUAUAGAACGAACAACUACCAUUAACUAGUUGAAGAGAAAGCAUCUUCUAGGGCAACGCAAGUUACUUGACAAACAACCUUAACGCGUUCCCCUUCAUUUCAGAAUAUUUUGGCACCUGUGUUCAGAGAUGUGAAUUGAUCUACAAAAUGUUCCAUAAUACAGCAGUUCAAAUUCUCCUGUCUAGAAAGAUACAAAACAACCCCAUCUACAAUGGCAGUUUUAUCAAAUGCAAAGAAUGUGACCCAGAAAGUGUUCAACAAAUAGAAACCUAUAGGAAGUCACUAGAAAACUGUCCAGGUACCUGUGAUUUUAUAUUUUGUUGUUAAAUAGAAAACUGAGAGGAACAUCUGAUAUUUGCGAAGCAGGUUAAUUAAUGAAUUGCCUAAAGAACUCUGGAUUAACAAACUUGUUACUAAAAUAGUAAGAUGUUAAGAUACAUGCUCAAGCGUCUGUAAAAGUUAAAGGUCUUCUUACCCACUGCCUGACACACACACUCCCUUCCCUUUAAGAUUUCUUCUUUGAGGUACCCCAAAUCCUUUAUCACUUCCAAAAAAAAAAAAAA